Messenger RNA from Cuscuta campestris, 3387 nucleotides. Lineage: Eukaryota; Viridiplantae; Streptophyta; Magnoliopsida; Solanales; Convolvulaceae. The record is from the annotation of a GenBank genome assembly.
GAAUAGUUUACCCGGUUAGGUAAUUUACACCAUCAUUUUUGACGCCACCCGUGGGACCGUUAAGGUUUCUUUUCAUCUAAACACAAACCUACCCACAAAAACACCACUCAAAAUGUCUUCAAGCCAGCAAAUCAACGCUACCUCUGCUUAGGUGCAAGCCACCACUGAGGGGGUCAGCAUCCCCAUGGUUGCGACCCAACCGGCUGUUUCUGCUCCCGUGUUGCCGUUGGGUCUGAGUUCAAUCCCAACACCCAGCGUGGUCAGCCCGUUCACGAUCCCUGUCCCUUCUGCUGGACCGAGGGUCAAGUUCCCACCAAGCAUGACCCGGUUCAUGAAUGACCCAGCCAAUCUACAGGUCAUCCAAGGGUUUGGCCAGGUCAUGGCCAUGUGUCAUCAGAAUGGGGGAUGCCAUUCCUCACAGGCAUCUUUCCAUUUGCCCUCCCAGGCGCUGGAACAAUGCCUCUGCAAACUCCGAUGGCGGCGUCUCCCUUCUAGACGCCGGUACCACAGCCAUCGCCUUUCCAGCCGCAGUUGUGGUGAUGAAGAGUGGGACGUCCCUAGAGCCCACAAAAGGAAGAAGGGAAAGGCCCUCAGGGCGGAAACUUCCCGGAACUCUGCCUUCCAAAGGUUGGGGGACAGGGAAGAAGGUCAGAGGAAGUCAGCCAAGUUAAGAUUGGGGCAGAGCGUUGCCCAUGAAGAAGAAGCAGAAAGCCAACCCCGUGGGCCGGUGGCUAACCGUCUAACCAUCCCGAAUGAUCGCGUCCAACAGAUGGAGGCGAAACUAGAGAGGUUGGAGAAGAAAGCAGGGGAGAAGAAUGACCGGGAUAAACCCCUCGCCGGGUCCCCAUUCACAACAAGGGUCCAUCUGACACGUUUCCCACGUAAGGUCAAGAUAGACACCCCGAGGUUCACCGGGAAGGAAGACCCAGAGAUCCACCUGGAUUUCUUCAACCAGAGUGCAACCAUGAACGGAAGUAUUGAUUCAUUCAGCGAUUUGGCCUCAAAAUUCAAGGCCAAGUUCCAGGAAAAUUGUACUAAGAGGAACAAAUUCACCUAUCUUAGUACAACCGGGCAGAGGGAAUCUGAGAACCUCACUCAGUUCCUUACCCAGUGGAAGGAAGAGGUAGACAAGGAAGCCUACCAUACGGCAUGGGAAUUCGCGGAGGCAGAGACCCAGCUCCGGGCAAAGAAAGAAGCUGAGCAUGGCUUCAAGCCAAAGCCUGUGCAAAUCAAGAAGGAAGAGGCACCGGGAUCUAUCCGGCCAAGGCAUCACUAUGACACGGUUGUCCGCGUGGUCAAUACAGAAGAGUGCCAGGCGGUAAGGAAAGCACUGGUCAAUCCUCUAGAAAAUCCUACCGGUCAAACAGGACGACAAUGGUCGGGCACGUAUUGUUCGUUCCAUAGGUCAGAUUCCCAUAACACUUCCGAGUGCAAGAGUGUUAAGGGAGUCAUCCGGAAAAUGAUAGACAGCGGAGAACUGGGCGAAGACUAUAUGCAAAAAGCCCAAGAGAAGAGCCACCAGUGGAUCAGGCCAGCAGCCCAGGGGAAUGACCGGGACAAUGACCAGCGGAGGAACAACCGGAAAAGGGAGCAGCAGCCUGCUCUUGAUAAAGAACACAUUGGCAUGAUAUUUGGCGGACCUGAAGGUGGAGAUUCAGUCGCGCAACGAAAGAACUGGGUCUGCAGCAUUUACGUUGGAGAAGUAAGUGCUGACCCGGUCAGGCGAAAGCAAAGGAGAAGGGAACCGAUCGUCUCCACCGACCGGGACCUUCCAGCUACCGGUGAAGAUCAUAAUGAUCCUUUGGUUAUCACCAUGGACAUUAACGUGGUGGAUGUUGCCCGGGUACUAGUUGACACCGGCAGCAGUGUCAACAUUUUGUACUUGGAGAUAUUCCAAAAACUCAGGUUGUGUCGGACACAACUCGAGCCCCUCAAGACUCCUCUCUCAGGCUUCACGGGAGACACCAUGGAAGCGGAAGGACCCAUAGUCCUACCGGUCGAACUCGAGUCGGGGGACAAAACCGUGUGGAAGAAGAUGCGGUUCAUCAUUGUGGACAUCAAAUACAACCUCCGGUUGAAUCCUAAGAAAUGCGUCUUCACGGUUCGCACCAGGAAGUUCUUGGGAUUCAUGGCUACCAAGAGAGGAAUAGAGCCCAACCCAGAAAAAAUCCGGGCUAUCACCGAAAUGCAAGCCCCUACCUCUGUUAGGGAUGUUCAAAAGUUGACUGGCUGUCUGGCGGCCCUCAGCUGGUUUCUUUCCCGGUCAGCUGAGAGAUCCCUGCCCUUCUUCAAUGUCCUGAAGAAGGCCAACACGUUUGCAUGGGACGAAGACUGCCAGAAGGCAUUUGAGGAGCUGAAGGAGUACCUAGUGUCAGAUAUUGUAUUGUCAAAACCUGAACAAGGUGAAACUUUGUAUCUGUACCUAGGGAUUUCCCCAAAUGCUGUAAGCUCCAUUUUAAUAAGAGAUGAUGGGGCACAAAAGCCCAUUUAUUAUGUGAGCAAAGCACUAAACGGAGCAGAAAGUAGAUAUACGACGAUAGAAAAAACAGCCUACGCACUUUUCAUCUCUGCAAAAAAGUUAACAUCCUACUUCCAAGCUCACCCGGUGGAAGUCUUGACUGACCAACCGUUGGGAGCAGUAUUACAAAAUUCAACAUCCUCUGGGAGGAUGGUGAAGGGGGCAAUGAUGUUAACUCAAUUCAACAUUGGGUACCGGCCAAGAUCAGCAAUCAAGGGACAAGCCCUUGCAGAUUUUCUGGUAGAAAUGACCGGUCUAACUCCAGACCUACCGGUCAACAAACCCACUGAACAAUGGUGGGAGAUGGCAGUAGAUGGAGCAUAUGGUCCUAAAGGGUACAGGGGUGGAAUAUUGUUUACCACCCGAGAAGGCUUCAAGAUCUACCAUGCACUCGUCUUCAACUUCAAAUUAACAAAUAACGAGGCGGAAUAUGAAGCUCUAGCUGGAGGGCUCAGACUCGCUCAAGCUCUCAAAAUCAGCAGCGUUAGUAUCAAAUCUGACUCUAGCCUGAUUGUUGGGCAGGUGACCGGUAAUAUGGAAGCAAUACAAGGACCUAGUUCUUGCCUUGUUGAAGGGCUUCGAAGAAUUCAAGAUCGCCCAAAUUCCCCGGGCGGAAAACGUGGAUGUAGAACUUCUCUCCAAAUUGACGCGGUAUGCCCCUGAGCAUGUUUCAAAACUUGCCCGGGUGGAGAUCCUUGAUCGUGCCAGCAUAGAGAAACUGGAAGUCGCCACUAUAGCAGCAGCAGGCCAAUCUCACCGGUCAAACACGGUCGGGGCAGAUGACCAUUGGAUGAGCGACCUUAUGAAAUAUUAGACGGAUGGAAGCCUGCCAGACCAAGAUGACCGGGCAAGAAAAGUGAAGCUCAGGG